Messenger RNA from Aspergillus homomorphus CBS 101889, 621 nucleotides. RefSeq lists its product as uncharacterized. Lineage: Eukaryota; Fungi; Ascomycota; Eurotiomycetes; Eurotiales; Aspergillaceae. The transcript has a single exon. The record is from RefSeq and is a predicted model, not a curated record. Bases 30 to 569 code for a protein of 179 amino acids.
UACUACUACUCCAUCUCAAUCGAGAUAUGAUGCUACUCCAUGGUAUACAUACUCCUGACGGAGAGAGUUUGUCGGGGUUUGUAUCGGCGGCCCGACUCCCCUUCCGGCUCCAUCACCGCAUCUUAUCUCCCUCAACUCUCCCCUCCAUCUUCUUGCCCUCCAUCAAUACACCUGCUGAAAGGCCGGUCCUACAGUUCUAUCAUUGGCAAGUGAAGGCGUUUGUUGACUCAAUUGAAUUUCUAAUUCGAACUCCCAUUGAUCGAUUAGCUCUGCGCACAACUACCUCCCGGCAUGAACAGUCACGGCCCCCGAGCUCUCGGUCGGACACUCGAAAACACAGUCGGCUUCGGUCUACAACCACACAGACGGCCGAACCGCUCAACGCGAGCGACGAUAGGGGUGGAACCCAAAUCGGUCAUCACACUAAACUCGCAGUCCGGGACAUGAUUGCCCACAUUAUCCACAUGAGAAUCGCGGAACGCGCUAGGUGGAAAUAUUGCAGCGCACUUCCAGACACGGGUGCUGUUGACAUCAUACACAAGCAAGUAAUAUGCACGCAUCUAUCAUGACAGACGCCCGGGCGAUUACAAUACAGGGGGUGGAAAAUACGGCGAGGGAAAG